AGGAGAGAAGAUGUGCAACAACUCUGUUGUUUGUGUUUCAUCCAGUGGAGGGCAGGAAUCCCGCUGUCGUGCUGCUAAUCUGCUGUAAUUUUACAGAAGAAGAAGUUUCCGAUGCAACAGCUAGGCAUCAACAUGCCUGCUGCUGUGAUUAUGGAGGAAAAUUUUGAUAAAUUAUUAGAGCAGUGUGAAUCUCAAGAGCUCGAGGCUCCAGGGGGCAUUGCAACACCUCAAGUGUACGCUCAGUUGCUGGCUCUCUAUUUACUUCAUAAUGAUAUGAAUAAUGGCAGGUAUCUCUGGAAACGGAUUCCUCAAGCAAUAAAAUCGGCUAAUCCUGAAUUAACAUCGAUUUGGGCUGUUGGCCAACGCAUUUGGCAGCGAGACUUUCCAGGGAUCUACACAACAAUCGCAGCUUACCAAUGGUCAGAGAAUAUCCUUCCGGUCAUGGAGGCUCUUCGAGAGAGCACACGGCAAAGGGCGUACAGUCUCGUGGCCCAGGCAUACACUUCCAUCGCAGCCGAUGAUUUUGCCGCCUUUGUGGGAUACUCUGUGGAAGAGGCAGUAAAAGGUGUGGUGAGCCAGGGCUGGCAGGCAGACCCGGGUACCAGGAUGGUGAUGCCCAAAAAGCCCGAUCCUCCCCCUGUCUCAUUGGUUCCAAAUGAGCAGCAGUUGGCCAGACUCACUGACUACGUGGCUUUCCUCGAGAACUGAUAACCCCACACAACCGCCACCGACCUUUUUUGUUGUUGUUGUUCGCUUGGUACAGAGGGAGAUUACAAGUCUGGAUAGACUCUUCCUCCAGUCUCGCUCCCUGAUAGAGAUGUACCAAAAACACACCCAUCAUCUUGCGUGAAUGCUGCAAGCUCUUCUCCAAGACCUGCCUAUUUAUGUUCAUCGGCUAAUAUAGCUUCCCCCAUUUGAAAAUCAGAUAUCUUUCAAACACAUUGAUGUAAUUAUAUUCUUUUUUUUUUUUUUGCUCUCUGCAGCCCACCUGAUGGGUUGGGAAGAUUUGGGUCUGAUUUCAAAGGAGAAAUAUGUUUGUCAUCACUGUCAGUACGUUUUUAUUGCUAACCUAACAGACCCUUCUCACACAAUAGAACAACAUUCUGUUUUAGCACUUAAUGGUCACCUUGAAACAUCUUUUGUCAGGUAACAGAAGUCUUGACAUGUAUUGCUCAGCGUGUGGAUUUUAGUCCUCAGACUUCAUAUUUUGAAGUUUAUGUUUUGACUGGUGAAUAAAUAUUUUGCUAUUUCCAA
Sander lucioperca (pikeperch) is the source of this 1254-nucleotide messenger RNA. RefSeq names its product COP9 signalosome subunit 8 (gene cops8). The transcript has 7 exons. NCBI's taxonomy places the organism in Eukaryota, Metazoa, Chordata, Actinopteri, Perciformes, Percidae. Gene Ontology annotation, biological process: COP9 signalosome assembly; protein deneddylation. The record is from RefSeq and is a predicted model, not a curated record. Gene Ontology annotation, cellular component: COP9 signalosome. Bases 112 to 708 code for a protein of 198 amino acids.